Fonsecaea nubica is the source of this 1887-nucleotide messenger RNA. RefSeq lists its product as hypothetical. The record is from RefSeq and is a predicted model, not a curated record. Gene Ontology annotation, biological process: regulation of DNA-templated transcription. The transcript is spliced from 2 exons. NCBI's taxonomy places the organism in Eukaryota, Fungi, Ascomycota, Eurotiomycetes, Chaetothyriales, Herpotrichiellaceae. Gene Ontology annotation, molecular function: DNA-binding transcription factor activity, RNA polymerase II-specific; zinc ion binding. Bases 1 to 1887 code for a protein of 628 amino acids.
AUGAAUUCCGAGCAAUCUUCGUCUCUCAAGCGACCUCGCUCCCCAACGGAGCCUCAACCCCUCCCAGCAGCAAAGGUCCCGCGGACUGCUGCGAACCACUUGCAAAUCAACUACCUUGUCCGGCAACACAAGGAUACUAUCCCCCUCGUCACAGUCAAUGACAAGCUUCCCGAGAUAGCUCGCCUGCUGGGGGAAUACGAUGGGGUCAUACAACGCCACGAGAGCAUGGCAGGUAAUUUGGGAGCUUGUCCUGUCGGCCCCAUCCUGGUUAAGCGGUUUGAGAAAAUGUUUGACGGGCCGCCCAAGAUUCUCAAAUCUCACGCAAAGGAUGCCCAUGUGACCUGGUUGGACGUGGUCGAGUUUGCCCAGAACAAUCCCAAGCAAUUCAACCUGGAAAGAACUCGCAAUGGAGUGCGGGUCUGCCAGUUCUACACCAAGCAGUGUCGGGUUGAGAUCUCGGAGGAGGAUUUCGUCCUCAUCGCCAGUGGCAUGCCUCAGAAAUUGAUUCCCCCGCAGCCCAUUCUGGAAGACGAAGAGAAGGAAUUAGGCGUCAUGGACCUCCUGGACCGCAAUCUCGGUCAGGUCAUUCAGCUUGCAGAUCAAGUGUCUGGCCGAGCGCGACAACUGAUCCACAAGAUGAAAGGUCGGCGCACAGCCAUAUUGAGCAGACGCGACCAGGAAGCCGAGGCCAAAAGACAUGCCACAAGAACCGAAGCUGCCCCCGGUUCGCCCAUGGACACAAACGGGGUCGGCAGCGCCCGCGCAGUAAGGAGUAUCGAGGUCUCUCAAUCGCCUCCGGUCGGAUUUACCGCGGUCAACCUGAGACAGUCUACAGCUGCUGAAUCAGAUCUGCGGCGUGGAUCUUCCUCCAACGACCUUCUACGAAGUGCUGGCGAGGAGACGUAUGGCUCGUCAAACGCGGGAAAUGUCACCAUCAUCAAUGGCAAGUCGAUUAAGGAUGCUUCCCCGGUCCAGCGUACCGAGAUGAUAAAGAAUUUCUUGACACCAAGCGAACGAGAAGCUGGCUUGACCGAAGAUACUGUUCGUCGUUCUUCUCUAGGAGCUGGCACUAGUCGAACACAGGCGAUGAACGCGUCCUCUGCGGAGAAACCACGUUCCCGUUCAAUCGAACUAGCAGCGGCAAGCAUAUCGUCGGUGGCCAUCCCGAAUACGCCGGCUUCUUUGAUGCCUCAUAUGAAGCCAAUCACGCUGGACAGGGAUGACGGUGGACCAUUCAAGGCAGAGAUGGUGCGACGAAUGGACAACAUGUGGAAGGGUGACCGGGUGAUUCCUCCGUGCGAUCGAUGUCGGAGACUACACAUGGACUGUCUGAAGAACCUCACAGCGUGCAUGGGAUGUACUAAAAAGCAUGCCAAAUGCUCGUGGAAGGAGGUCAAAGAGGAAGAAUUACAGCUGACGGCACCGGGGUCCGCUUCGCCCGACAGGGAAACAGCAGGAGAAGAGUUGGGCAAGGAGAGUCCACCGCCUCUCUCGGCGGGAUCCGGCGUCGAGGGCGGUCGCCAGACAGACGACAUGCAGAGGUCUGCGACCAUUGCCCGAGCCUCGCUAGAUCUGGCAGGUGAAAGGGGUUUGAAUCCAAAGGACAGUGGGUCACGGGAGCUACCAGCAGAGUCGACUGCGCAGCUUGAGACGGCCCCCUCGAGCAGUUCGACGGGACGAUUUGACGUCCGGCCACCGCCGCUGAUCCAACAAUUGCAAGAUGCUGCAGCCGAACGCUCGCCCACCGCACGAAGUUCUUACCUUGCGACAUUCUCGCCACGAGAGAAGGGACGAAUAGACGACCAUGAUGAUGACGACGAAGGCGAUCGAUUGCAGGCACUAGCAGCACAAGUCUACCGAAGCGCGUCUCAAGGCGGACAUCGCUAG